AUGUCACCAUAUCAUUUGGUGUUUGGUAAAGCUCGCCAUUUACUGGUGGAACUUGAGCACCUUGCUUAUUUGGCUAUUCAAACACUCAACAUGAAUUUGCAACUUGCAGGAGAAAAGAGAAUGUUGCAGUUAAAUGAAUUAGAAGAGAUGCACUUAUUCUCUCAUGAAAAUGCUAAACUUUACAAGGAGAAAACAAAAAGAUGGCACGACAAGCAUAUUCAACCAAAAGUGUUUGAAGAGGGAAAGCUCAAGUCAAGAUGGUCGGGCCCAUUCUUGGUGGUUAAGGUGUAUCCCUAUGGAGCGGUGGAAUUGCGUGAAGAAGGCUCCAUAAGGGAAUUCAAGGUUAAUUGCCAAAGACUCAAGCCUUAUUGGGGAGGUGAGGUUGAGCGAAACAAGUGCUCAAUCUCUUUGGAGGAUCCUUAA
Humulus lupulus (European hop) is the source of this 423-nucleotide messenger RNA. RefSeq lists its product as uncharacterized. The record is from RefSeq and is a predicted model, not a curated record. Bases 1 to 423 code for a protein of 140 amino acids. The transcript is spliced from 2 exons. Lineage: Eukaryota; Viridiplantae; Streptophyta; Magnoliopsida; Rosales; Cannabaceae.